GAAAUAUCAAACUAGUAUCUCACAAUUCACAAAUCACUUUCAUAUUUUCCUCCAUUUUUUGCAUUUCGUCACAAAAGAACGGAAUUUAUAAUUCGGAGACGCCAGCCCUGACUCGAUUUGACGCGGCUCCGAUGGUCGCCGCCGCCGCCGUCGCUGCCGCCACCGCAGUCCACCCGUGAGUCCCCGCCCGGCCUAGGGUUCCACGCAAAAGUUUUCUUCCACCCUCUAUUUCUUUUUCCUUCUCGUCUCUACAUUCGUUCGUGCGAUUUGCUCGUUGCUUCUGUCCCUGCGGAUGGAUUGGGCGCAGCAGCAAGGCGUGAGCUUGCCGCCGCCGCGAUCCGACCACGCCCGGAUGCAGUACCAGCACGGCGGCAGCCGCAGCCGCAUGCCGCCGUUCGCGCGCGGCGGCGCCUACAGCCGCGGCCAGAAGCAGUUCUACCCGCCGCCGCCUCCGCUUCCGGUGGCCUCGCUGCCUCCACCGCCGCAGAACAAGUACGAGGUGCUCAUGGAGGCCGGCCGCCUCGCCGCCGAGUACCUGGUGGCGAAGGGCGUGCUCCCGCCGGCCUCCCUGCAGCGCGGCGGCGCAGUCGGCGCUGGGGGAUGGGGCCAGCUGCCGCCUCCGCCACCGCUGCCGGCGGCGCAGGAAGCCCCCGUUCACUUCGACGCCAGGAGUGGCCGGCGGCGGGUUGAUGACGAGUAUAGUAAUCCUAACGCCCGCUCGCGGCGGAACCGUGGUGGUGAUUACAAUAGCAGCAACAGUAGUAACUACAAUGGAAGGGGGAAGAGGAAGUUUGGGGCUGACAAUAGGUAUUCGGAUUGGGGGAGGGAUCGGGGGAGGAGCAGGGGGUAUUCGGAUAACCGGAGUUAUGAUGAGGAGGAUGAGGAUGGGGCUCCUGGCUUUAGGAGGGAGCUGCGAGGCAGAGCUGCGAUUGAUGAGGCUGGGAGUAGUGUGUCAGGGGUGGCUGGGGAGGGGCCAGCAUCGAAGGUGGAGGCGAUGGGGGAGUCGGAGCUGGAGGAUACUGGGUCAAAGGUUAGUUCUAACAACAAUAUCCGGCAUAACGCUGAUGCUCUGCAAGAGGUGGAAGAUGAGAGUGAGGCAAAUAAAAUGCAGGAGGAUAGUCUGGUGUCUAAUUCAGAGGUAGUGGAGCAAGAAUUGAAUGGUGAGGGUAAUAGUAACAAUGCUUCUUCUGGUGUUGUCCAAGAGGCAGAGACAAAACAUUUGCCAGUGUCCUCAGAUGAAAAGGUUUCAGAUGGGAGGCCUGAAGAUAGUAGUGUAUUGAAUGAGAAGACUGAAGAUGAUAAGACUUUGGAUGAGAAGGCUGAAGAAGAUGAUGAGGUCUUGAUUAUGGAUACCACUUCCUGUAAUGAUUCUAGACAUUUGCUGAACUGCUGUAGUUUUGCAAGAAUUCCAACAAGACCACGAUCAGUGCUUGCACACAGGAAUGCAGGACCAGCCCAAAGAGAAAUUGCUGUAGCUGAGCAGGUUGAUCCAGUUUCCUCUGAAGAUGUUUCACAGAUGGCACUUGAUGGGGGAACAAAUGCCAACUCCUUAAGUAGCAUCCAGGCAGACAGUAAAGAUGAUCUGGUCUGCCAAGAACAUGCUGACCUAAGCACUGCUUGCAAUCAAGUGGUAGAAUCAGUGACAUUCCAUGAAAAGGAAACACAAGGCAAAACUGAAGAAAUGGAAGAACGUAAUAAUAUCCCUCAACAUUACGGAGUUCAGGAUAAUAAGGAGCACAAUGAGCUGUCUCCUGCAUUGGCUUCUCGUCAGAACUUGAGGUUGCAAGUUGAGAAUGGAAUACAAAUUUAUAAUAUAGAUACACCACCACAAGAUGAAGAGCUGAUUGAUUCAUCGGAUAAAGGGAAAACAGUUGGUGCGGAGUUAUCACCUAAUAUCAGAGCAGAAGCUGUUGUCACAAUGGAAGAGGAAAAGCUGGGUCAGUCUAGCUCAUUUAAAAUACGUGACCUCAACCUGGUUGGUAGUCCAGAGGUUGCUGAGAUGCGAACUGAUACUCGUUUAGGCCAAUGCUCCACUGCUGGAUGUUCAAUGGAGAUACAAGAUAAGCAACAAGUUGACUUUGGAAAAACUGUUGGUAACAAUCCAAGUAAUGCUGACACAUAUGGCCCAUUUCUAUUAGGAAAUAAGGCAGUUCAAGUUAUUGAUAUCGAAGAUGACUCACCAAUUGAAGCUGAUGCUUGUGACACUUCAAAAGCAAAAAGUGAGAUGGUAUAUUCUAGCAUGGAGAACAUGAUGAACCCACCCGUGAACACUGACGUUCUUCAUGGUAUCCAAGAUGGUUAUAGUCUUGCCAUUUCCGAUUACCUUGGUGCUGAUAUGCCAUGCUACCAAUCAAUACAAACAGACCUUCAAGCUGGGAUGGGCCUAAACGGUUCAGAGGGCACAACUGUCAUGGAUGAUACAAUAUAUAGUUCUCUUAGCGACAUUGGUUUUAUGGAGGUCUGGGACCAGCCACCUCAAGACUAUGAAAAGUUCUUCUGAUCUGGUACCAACUCGUGUUGCCGAAACUGUUCAGGAGUCUGACAGAUAAAUACGAGCUAUAUAGUAUUGGCGGAAAUAAAGCAGUAGAUUGUGCCUCACACAUAGAAUCCCAUAUGCUUGUACGGCAGCAGCAUCUCACACACUUGCAUGUUCCAGGCCAUAUUGGCGCUUUCGUGGGACCAGGGUCUGCAUCUGUUAGCUCAAAUAGUAGAGUAGAAUUGUUCACUCUCCCUGCCUUGCCCAACACACUAGUGUUAAUAGUUAUCAUAUAGCUGUCUGUCAUAUAAUUCGAGGGAUUGACCCCAGGCCGAUAGAGUACUCAUCCGAAAGAAUUCUUCGUUUGUAAACAGUUUGAUAUUUUGCAAAAUAAUUGUUUAUCAGUUA
Phragmites australis (common reed) is the source of this 2884-nucleotide messenger RNA. RefSeq lists its product as uncharacterized. The transcript has 4 exons. The coding region runs from base 293 to 2500 and encodes 735 amino acids. NCBI's taxonomy places the organism in Eukaryota, Viridiplantae, Streptophyta, Magnoliopsida, Poales, Poaceae. The record is from RefSeq and is a predicted model, not a curated record.